Camelus dromedarius (Arabian camel) is the source of this 915-nucleotide messenger RNA. It is a transcript of the gene SHISAL2B, whose product is annotated as shisa like 2B. NCBI's taxonomy places the organism in Eukaryota, Metazoa, Chordata, Mammalia, Artiodactyla, Camelidae. The record is from RefSeq and is a predicted model, not a curated record. Bases 372 to 857 code for a protein of 161 amino acids. The transcript has 3 exons.
CCUUCAUGUGAAAUCUUUCUGGCAUGGAGUGGUGACCGCUCCAGGAAUAGAGGGAAAGUGUAGGGGAGUCAAGAGGAACGUGCAGAGAGGGGAGCGAGGGUGAGGGACAAGAGCUACAGGGCCGGAGAUCGGCAGAUAAAAGGACCACUCACUAGCGAGAGGGAGAAGCGCGAGUAAAGUGACCAGACCCCACGCGGACUGCGGAGGAGAGCGGGCAGAACAGGCGCGUGGAGGCUGAGCGCCCAAGCAGUCAGCCCCCGGAUCGCAAGAGGGGAGCCCGGGACGAGGGGUCCGCGGGCGCGCGCGGGGUGGGAGGCGUGCAGCAGGGGCAGGUCGGGGGCCUCGCGCUCCCCUGCCCUCAGCGGCGCGCGAUGAGCCAGGCCAGCCGGGUGUGCUCCGGCUACUACAGCCUCAACCAAAGCUUCGUGGAGCCAUUCCAGUGCCCCCGGCGCGGCGACGCGGCCGCCCUCCUCUACUGCUGCGGCUUCGCCGACCUCAAAUACUGCUGCAGCGAGCCGGGCAGCUACUUCCCCUACAAGCACAGCUACAUGUGGAGCCUCAGCGUCGGAGCCCUGAUUGGACUGGGAGUUGCUGCCCUGGUUUUACUUGCCUUUGUUAUCAGCGUCUGUGUCCUUUGCUACUUAUUUCUGUACACAAAGCCUCAAAGAUUAGACACUGGCCUUAAACUUCAACAUCUAGAGGCUGCUUCCCCUCAGGAAGGCAACUCAAACAGAAAAACCAAAGUCUUCAAUUCAAAUGCAGCAUCAAAUUCAAUAAAUGAAACAUUCUAUGUAGCUGAUGAUAUCGUUCAAGAAAAAACAAUGGAUACGACACAAAGCGACAUUGCUUAUUAUUAAAAAUCCUGUGUUGUAAAAGCUUGCUGGAGAGAUGAAGCAAUAAAGAGUGCAUUUCAAA